Molecule: messenger RNA, 2136 nt
Organism: Rotaria sp. Silwood1
Lineage: Eukaryota; Metazoa; Rotifera; Eurotatoria; Philodinida; Philodinidae
Source: the annotation of a GenBank genome assembly
AUGGCGACUUUGCAUUCUCCACGCGCAAAAGAUACUUAUAAAAAUCGAGGUACUCGACGAUCAGUUAUUUCCGAUGGACGUCGUGUGUCAACAGUAAAAUCAAGUGGACGUAGCAUAAGUCGAAUAAAUGUUUCAGAUGAAAUUCAUGAAAGUGUUGUUUUCAUUUGGUUCGAUCCACAUCAACUUUUGAACAUACAUCUUAUUGGACCACUUCGAGUAAUUAAUGCUGGCGUUCAAACUUUUACUGAACCGUUGACUUGUUUUGAUACAAUAAGAUCUUCAAAAGAAAAAAUCUUUUUCAUUAGUUCAUCAUGUAAUAAUGAAUUGAUUGCCACUGUACAUGAUUUUAAUGCUGUUGAAGCAAUUUUUAUAUUUGAUCCGAAUGGUGAAAAUAUUAAAGGUGAUUUUCCAAAACUUUUUGGCAUAUUUAAUCAACAAGAAGAAUUACUUCGUAUACUUAAAGAAGUACUUAAUACGUUUGAAGAAAUACAACUUGAAGAAUUUGCAUUUGAACAAGAUGAUGUAUUUCUUUGGUCACAAUUGUGGAAAGAAGAUUUAAUAAGUCGAAAAGUAUCAUCAAAUAAGCAAAAUCUUAUUGAAAUAGCUCGACAAUAUUAUCGAGACAAUAUUCGAAUAAUGGAAAUUAUUGAAGAAUUCGAAAAAUCCUAUCGAUCUGCUGAUGUCAUCAAUUGGUGUUUUCGUUCUCCAUUUCCUACACGUCUUCUUCUUCAUGCACUUCGUUCUCACAAUAAAGGACAACUUAGUAUCUGUCGAUUUCUAUUCGCUGAUGCAUCACGCUUUUUUCAACAACGUCCUAAACAUAAAUCUAGUGACCAAGUUUAUCGUGGUAUGAAAUUAUCAAGUGAAAUUCUUGAUAAAUUUGAAGCUCAUGUUGGUCAAGUUAUUUGUACAAGUGGAUUUUUUCCUUGUACUAAAUCAAGAACAAAUGCAUUGACACUCGCUUCAUUACCAACAUAUCGUCCUGAUCUUCUAUCUGUUUUAUUUAAAAUUGAUUGUGAUGCAUCAGCUUUAUUUACUGAAUUAUCAAAUAAACAAUCAACGUCAUUGAUUGUAUUUGAUAUUUGUAUAACAUUUCGUAUUGUUUAUGUUCAUCGUGGUCAAAUGUCAAUUGUAAAAUUGAAAACUGCAGGUGAAGCUGGUAAGAAAAUAGCUUUAGAAUAUUUAGAAAAGCAUCCAAAUGAAACAAUACCAACAUUAAUUAAUGAAAUUUUGAAACCUUCUGAACCACCACCUCCUCCUCCUCCUCCUCCAACUAGAACACCAACACCACCUCCCAAACCAAAAUCAGCCUUAGUUCAUAUCAAAGAUUCAAUAGAUUCAGCGAUGACUGCUGAGGAAAUAAAGGCACAAAAAUAUGCUGAACAAGGAGACAUUGAUAUGGCUCUAAUAACUUAUCAACGCAUUCAACCUGCUACAGUUCGUGUGCUCAAUGCAAUGGGUCAAUUGUCUGCCAAUAGAAAGGGUGAUUAUGAGUAUGCUUUACAAUGUCAUCAACAAGCGCUUAAACUUCAAGAAAUGUCUGGCGAAGAUGUUUCUGAUACUCUUACUUAUCUUGGAAAUGUUUAUCAAAGCCACAGUGAAGUUGAUCUGGCUUUAGACUAUCAUACACGUGCACUUGAAUUGCAUCAAGCUAAUCCAACAACUAAAUCAAUUGCAAUCGCCUCUAAUCUAAUUGGAAUCGCUAAUGCUCGUUGGGUUCGUCGUGAAUAUUCUGACGCAAUUGCUAAUGCUGAACAAGCACUAGCUUUACAAGAAGCUCUUGUACCUCCGAAUGAAACAAGUAUGGCUACCACUCUAACUUUGCUAAGUAACAUCUAUCAAGAUUCUGGCGACAGUACUCGUGCUCUUGAUCUUUGUACAAAAGCACUGCCCCUUUUUGAACGUACCGUACCCAAUGAUUCACCUAUAUUAGCUGAAUUUCUUUACAAGCUAGGCACACUACAGGCAAAUUCAGGAGCGUUAGUUGAUGCACAACGAAGUUUAGAACGAUCGUAUAAAAUUUAUCGAAAACUUCUACCUAGAGGACAUCAUGAUCGUAUGUCAACAGAAAAUGAACUUCGACGUGUUAUACAAUUACGUCAAAAGAACAAACAAAAGUCACAAACAAAUUCAUGA